AUGAGCGUGCUGGAAACGGCGGCGUCUCCAAGCAGCAGCGACUCAUCGCCUGUGCUCAUGGAGCCUCCAGAGCGCCAUCGGACGCGUUCUCGCCCGGUCGAGAUGGAAGCGGACGAGUCGGAUGAUGGCGACACAGACGAGUUGGAGGAGAACAAAGAAGAAGAAGAAACGAUGACAAAGCGUCCCUCGCCUACGCGGAGUCGACGCCCGAGUCGCAAGUUCCCCGUAAGAAGCGCCGACGUCGCAAUCGCAAGCAGAAUCGAAGGAGCAAGAGGCAACGGAGACGUGCAGAGGGGAGACGCAUGA
Phytophthora infestans T30-4 is the source of this 306-nucleotide messenger RNA. RefSeq lists its product as uncharacterized. The coding region runs from base 1 to 306 and encodes 101 amino acids. The transcript has 4 exons. The record is from RefSeq and is a predicted model, not a curated record. Lineage: Eukaryota; Oomycota; Peronosporomycetes; Peronosporales; Peronosporaceae.